Messenger RNA from Coccinella septempunctata (seven-spotted ladybird), 1766 nucleotides. RefSeq lists its product as uncharacterized. The coding region runs from base 770 to 1228 and encodes 152 amino acids. The transcript is spliced from 3 exons. NCBI's taxonomy places the organism in Eukaryota, Metazoa, Arthropoda, Insecta, Coleoptera, Coccinellidae. The record is from RefSeq and is a predicted model, not a curated record.
GUACAAUACUUCCAUUCGCCCUAUGCUUCACAAUGCUAUUUAUUUCCAUCGUAAUUCAAAAACGGAUCGAUGAAUUCAUCUGAUUUUCAACAUAUACAAUCAGAAGGAAGGAACAAAGAGACUCUCGUUUCGUUUUUGAAAAAAAAAUGAAUAUUUUUCUGUUAAACUCAGUUUGAAAAUGGUGGUAUUUAUAUAUGAGUAUAAAUUCAAAUGCAGAAGUGAUGGUUCGAAAUGAUCAACGAGAGUAUUUUCUUAAAGAGAACUUCUUCAUGAUAACAAAAAAAAAAUUUAAUUUUUUUUCAAUUUUCCUUGAUUUUUGAAGGAAAUAAGAUUAAUUCACCCGCCUCUCAUCAAACUCCACCCUCCUAUUUCUGAGUAGCCAAUUACAAUUUACUUUGCUCUUGCAUUGAGAUUUAUGGCCAAACAGUCGACCAGCUUUUAUGAGGGUUAAUUUUAUAAUAACAAAAGGACGAGUGGUACUCGACUCUUGCAGAAAAUUCAAAACAGACAAGAUUUAUAACAUCCUCAUAAAUUUUACGUGAAAAUAACGUUUUGGUGUCCGACUAUAUGUACCAUUCUAUGUACCAUCAUGUGAAUUCUAAAAGAACUUUUAGAGUUCAAUGAUAUGCACCUAUAUAAAACAUAUAAUAUUCGAAAAUUCGUUAUUUUUACGAGUCAUCGAAAGUUUCGGCUGAUAUUGUAGGUAAGAGGGUGAAUUUUAGGAAGUCCGUUUCAUAGACAGUUCGGGCUUACGGAGCAGCCCUUUCCCAUGCUGCUGGGUCCUGCCUGGCACCUACACACUUGCAGAGGUCCUUCAAGGCUGAACAAUGAAAAAACAUUCGUUAGGAGGAGGGAAAUUCAUGAAAGGAGAAGAGAGAAAUUAUUGACCUUUUCAAGAAAGAGAAAAGAAAACUCUAAGCUAAGGGACUACAAGAAACCGCACUGCUUCACCAUCGAGGAUGGUAGAAUGAGGCUGAAAAAAAUUCAUAAUUAUUUUUACCAAAUGCAAGGACAAUUGAAUAUCUGUAAACAAAUUUUUUGCGAUUUCGUUCUAUAUUCAGAUGAUGAUUUUCAAAUAGAAAGAAUAGAAUGUGACGAGGCACUAUGGAAAAAUAUCAUCUUGCCAAAGCUGGAGAAGUUCUAUAUGAAUUGCAUUCUUCCUGAAUUAAUAGAUGGGAGAAUACCAAGAGGAAUGCGGGCACGGGAUAAAAAUGAAACACGGCAAUAAUUUUCAAAAUAAAAUAUUUCGAAUUUCAAACAGUUGUUUUUUCCCAGAUCAUCAGUUUCUAAAUGAUUAUACCUAUUCACUAUCAUCACAGCUAUAAUCAUUAAUUCAAGGCCUGUUAAUUUGUAUACUGCAAGAUAUUUCAGUUCUUUCUCGAUCCUAAAGCAUCAUUAGCUGAUGCAAUGAAAUGUCUACAUAUUUUUGUGCUCGUUUCAGGUUCUUUCAUACCAAAGCUCGAUUGAGAAUUUUUCGAUUUUCAACAAUAUUUAUUUUCGCGUCUCUGUUACUACCAUCGCGCUGAAACUCCUAUAAGUGGAAGUGAUUCGAAAUAAACCAAAUCUUUAGUAGACCCUUUUAUUAGGGAUAAUAAACACAUAAACUCAACUAUCCUUCGCUUGCUGUCCCCUCAGGCAAAAGGUCUUGUAGCGAAAAAAGUGGGUGGAGCUAUUGUCUCGGUGGGACGAAAAUAUGUUCAGUUAAAGAAAUUUUCAUAUAGUGCCAUCUAGCGGAAUUCACGUUUCGGGAGAACGGGUAUAACACC